This is a messenger RNA of Athalia rosae (coleseed sawfly), 4353 nucleotides long. RefSeq names its product leucine-rich PPR motif-containing protein, mitochondrial (gene bsf). The transcript is spliced from 21 exons. Lineage: Eukaryota; Metazoa; Arthropoda; Insecta; Hymenoptera; Athaliidae. The record is from RefSeq and is a predicted model, not a curated record. Bases 110 to 4012 code for a protein of 1300 amino acids. Gene Ontology annotation, molecular function: protein binding.
AUCUUUAAGUAAUCCGGCGCACGGAUAACUUUUUCGUUAAAGACCUUUCAUGAACGUGGAAAACCACAAAUGGUUUGAGUAAAUUUAGUUUGUUCAUACAUAUAUUACAAUGACGACUCUUCUACGAUCUGCGAAGUGCGUCCGCAACUACAUUAAAUUCGCCACCAAAUCAGGUUUCAGUCAUCUUAAUACGAAUGUCGGCGGAAAACUAUUCUCUUACAAUCUAAGGCUAUAUACGGCCCCAUCGUCCUCAGCUAGAUCUCCCACGACACCAAAAGCCGCAGAACAGUCGCGAGAUAACCCAAGACUCGAGGUUAAGUUGCAAUUGUUGGACAACUAUGUCAAGCAGCAUGGAGUGGUAUCGACAGGAAAAUUGCGAAGUCUUUUAAGAACGUUGAACGAAAGUGAGUAUGUAACCAGCACGCAAGGUCUAAUGUUGCUGCGGUGCUGCGGAGAUUUGAUGCCCAAUGAAUUGCCCGAAACAAAAUGUGAGCUUGUCAACCAAAUAUGGAAGAAUUUAGAAAAGUCAGUAGUUGAGCUGGAUUUGGCUCACUAUAAUGCUCUGCUGCGUGUGUACAACGAGAAUGGAUACGCAUUUUCACCUACUGAAGUUUUGGCUGAAAUGCAACGUAAAGGGAUUGAACCCAACAAACUUACAUACCAACGAUUAAUAAACUAUUAUUGCCAGCAAGGAGAUAUCGAUGGAGCCGGUAAAAUAUUGGCAUUCAUGAACGAGAAAGGAAUCCCACUAAAUGAAAAUAUUUUCACCGCUCUAGUGAGGGGUCACUCAGAAGCAAAUGAUAUGACAAGUGCGGCAGAUAUUUUAUCAGUUAUGAAGCAAGCUGGUUUGGAACCAACUGGUGAUACUUAUAAGGAACUCCUUUGCGGUUAUGCCAAACAGGGUGACAUGGAAUCUAUUACACGUACGUUGACUGAGUGCCAAUCAAAAAAGCUGUUUCUAUUACAUACAGAUCUAUUGCAUGUCAUCCACUCUUUGGCUUGCAACGGACAUGGUCAGCAUAUUGAGACAAUUCUUUCUAUAAUGCCCAAGGGAAUUGGUUAUUUACGAGACAUGUUAAGUCACAUUUUAAAGUUAAUUUAUGCUGGUCAAGUAGAUGCUGCUACUCAAGUAUUAGCAUCUAUACAGCGACGUGAAAAAGGUACUACCGGAGCUCAAGUGAUCGCAAAAUUGGCAGAAGUUGAUCUGCCAUUACCGAAACUUAUCGAUUUAGUGAAACAAAUCGUUGAUAAAGGCAUUCAUUCGAAUGCCCCAUUGAUAGUUCUUGAAAGGUUUCUCAGAAAUAGUAACAUCGAAGGAAGCUUAGCUUUUAUGAAAUUUGCCAAAGAGUCCGGUUCUGAAAUAAGAGAACAUUAUUUUUGGCCAAUUUUGGUUGCACUAGGAAAGUCGCAAAAUAAUGAAGGCACCAUGGAUUUAUUAAAAGCUAUGAGAGAUGAGUAUGGAUUGUUGCUCUCAAAUGCUACUGUGCGUAAUUAUGUUUUACGGUACAAAACUGGUGAACCCGAUGAAAUAUUUGCUCAGUUAAAAGAAAUUUAUAAUUCACCGCCUAUGGCUGCGUUCAUGACUGUGCAGCAUCUAAUUUCUGAGAAAGAUCUCAAGGCAGCUGCCGAUUUUGCUAAGCAGCAUGAGUUGCCUCCCAAUUCAACUUUACAUCGUGAUACACUUGUGGCAAGUCUGAAGCAUACAAAGGAUGUGACGUCUUUUGUCUCAAUUAUCGAUCAAAUGAGUAAAACAUUAUCAGAAUCAGAGAACGACAACAAAUCCGAGAGCCCAGUUGUAGCAAAUGCUAUUGAAGCAUACUUAAACUCUGCCGCCAUUCAACUUAAGACAGAAAAUCUGGACUUAUUUAUUAAAGUUUUAGAGGAGCUACACGAAAGAGAAUUGCAAGUCAGUGAUACAUGCAUUUCAUUUCUGCUACGAAAUUUGGCUGAUCGUAUGACACCAAAGUUGCAAACAAUUCUUAAUAAAUUAAGUAACAAAUAUUCCACCAUAAUACCGAUCCGAUUCGCAAGAAACAAACUCUGGGCAAUUGCCCGUUUGGAGAAAUCAUUAGAGAAAUUGAAUAGCGAUGAUGAAGCCGCUAUUGAUAUCAAAAAAGAUCUUAUUCGUCUAUACUCAUAUUUACACGAUUUGCCAAAUGUUAUCCGAAUAGCAGAGGAUUUCCAAAAACAAGGCGUUGAAUUUACUGCUGAUGUUUACAAACAGCUUUUACUGGCUUACGCUGUUACUGAUCAACUGGAUAAAAUAGAAGAAUAUUUAGCAAUUGUCAAAAAAAUGGAACCGGAAUAUACCUUGACUGGUCAAAAAUCUAUUCAUUACAUUACUCUCCUUAUAAAUUCUGAUCGUACUGAAGAUGCCCUAAAAUUUUUGCAAGAGAUAAAUACCGAUGACACAGAACCAAAUUACUGGCCAAAAUUGUUGUCAUCUAUAGCUCAAUUGGGAGAUCCUGAAGCUCUAGAAACGAUAUAUAAAGUGGUUCUGGAAAAGGAUGUUCUUGAUAUCAAUAGCCAAAACUUGAGGCCGCUAAUCAAAGUUCAUUUUGUUAGAAACGACUUCGAUGCAGCUCUAAACGCAAUGGAGAAAAUAUGUGAAAAGUACAGGUGUACUCCCAUGAAAAAUGAAUUGGCAAAGAAGUUGAUAGAAACAGAGAAUGCUGCGGCCUUACAACGCCUUACCGAUAUCAGUUCACAAGUUCAUGGAGAAAUCAAUUCUCUUUAUGAUCUUGUUCAAAGCUUUAUAGAAUGUAAUUUUCUUCGUCAAGCAAAAAAGAUAUUAGAGAUUUCCAGCUUACAUCCGAAAUUCAUGAAACUAAAGAUGAUCUCUCAGCGCUACAGCAAUCAAGGAGCAACAGAUUACUCGGAGAGACUCGUUUCAAUUAUCAAAGAAGUACCGUUCUUUAAGAGCAUGCCUGAAUUUUACGGUGAUCUAUUGAAUUGUUAUGAUAUAGAAAAUAAGUGGGAAAAAGCUUUGAGCCUGCGAGCAGAAAUGGAGCAAGAAGAUAUUCAACCAUCUGAGAUAUUCAAUGAAACUCUCAACCGCUUACUACAAAGAAAUGGUCAGUUAUCUAUCAAAAACGACCCUACGUCCAGUGUGGCCAAAAAUAGCUCAGAAGACUCCGAAACCAUAAAUCAGCCAAUUCAGAGGAAUAUGAUUGCACAGCUUGAGAAUCUGUUGCGAAAUGGAAAGCUCGAAGAGGUUUUAGAAUCAAUCCAUCAAUUAGUUGCCAGCGGUAAAUUUCAAAAUCUAAGAACGUGUAAAAUCUUUCUGAAGAAGCUCAGUGAUGCUGGAGACAUAGAAUUUUUACAGAAAUUAGAGAAACACCUUCCCAAAAACAAGAAAGUGUUGAUCAACUUUGAAAAUUAUUUCUGCAAAGCACAUUUAGUGAAGGGACAAAGUGCUGAGUAUCUCGAUUUAUUAGACACACGAUUUGGAGAUGUAGAUUCAUCUUAUACUAGAGAAUUUCCGAUGACUUCAAUACAACAAAUUCUGCAAUCACACCCUGAAUUGGUAGACAAGUAUACUCAAUUUGCUGAAAAACAAGCAGAACGGGGAUUCUUACAGCCAAUUAAUAUGCUUUGGAUACACUACUUUCUGAAUGAGUCAGAAAAAGCGAACCCAAUAUGGACCAAUUAUUUAAUUGGGAGUCCAUUUAUUGCGUUCCAUCCUAUUCUCCAAAACGCCACUAGAACAAACAAUCCUGAGUUAAUAAAAAGGUUGCUGAAGACGCUGGAGACAUGGCCUAAUUUGAAUACAGAAGCAAAAAAAUAUGUUUAUACUACCCUGAUAAAAUUGUAUGAUAUAAUGGGCCAUUAUCAGGAUUCUAUUAAUGUUUUACAAGAGCUGACAAAAGUUUUGCCUCCAAAAGAUGUACCACUGGAACUGGUAAAGCGGAUGAAGUCUCAUCUAUCAAAUAAAGAAAUCACGCUACCAGAUCAUCUUAAAGAACAGAUUGAAACAGUACUAGCUAACACAAUCAACCAACGAACAACCUGAUUUGACAAAUACGACAUAAAUUACGGAUAACAAUCAUUUCCUAGUUGAAGUGGCGUCAUAGUGUAAACAACCUACUCCAUAGUCCAGUUAAUCAAUUAAUUCAGAAAGUUCUUAAUUGGAUUGUAAUAGAGAAGAAUGCAAAAUCAGCACCCACACGAUUCUUCUCUUUCCAAACAAUCGAAUUUUUUUCAACGGUUCAUUAUGAGCAUAGUCACCUUCUACGUAGUAUACAUUCUGCCAGCUGACUACUUGGUUUGAAUACAAUUCGUAGCUAAGUAUAGAAAAAACAUUAAUUUUAUUCAUGUAAAUAUUUGAUAAUAAAUCAACAUAGAGUCAUAAAA